GGGGUGAGGCAACUAUAUAUUCUUUUUAACAAAAUAUUCGAACCAGUUUCAAUACGGUCUUCGAAACAUAUCAUGUUACAAUAGUUUUCUUGGUUUUUUUUUUACCCAUACAGCUCCAAGAUGAAAUUGUGUUGUGCGAUAGCUUGUUUUCUCUUUGUGAUAAGUACAAUAAAUGCACAGUUACCACCUAGACUGAAUAUACCAGGGGCAAUUCCUAUACCUCAAGCUCCCUCAAGACAGAUCCCAUAUAGACAAGGUAGAUUGUUACAACAAGAACCUCAGCCGCAGAUCUAUCAAAGACAGAGAAGACCAAAUCAACCAGUUCGCCCAGUAAUAGAAGAAGUGGAAGAUCAGUCGAAUUUUGAUGAUCAAGUCAAUAAAUUAGGAUUAUCAGCACUACACACUGCUGUUAGACAGGCCGAAGAAGAAGAACAAGUGACUGCAAGACCUGUGCAGGCAGUUCAAUUCAGACCAGAGAGACCUUUGCCCAUAUUACGCCAAGAUAUUAGAGAUAACUAUCCAUCUGAAAGACCUUCUCAAAGGCCAGUAGCAAGGCAACAAGAAUACAGGGAGCCACAACAAGUCAGAGUUCAACAACGACCAGUACAACAGAAUAGACCUCAACAAAGGAUAGCCUCAAGGCCAGCAGAAGAUGAAGAAGAUCCCAGAGCACGUAAGCCAGUAUCCCAAAUUUUGAGAAAGUACAGGACAGACAAUGCUGAUGGAAGCAUAACCUGGGGAUUUGAAAAUGAUGAUGGUACAUUCAAAGAGGAGAACAUUGGUGUUGAUUGUGUAAUUCGUGGGAAAUAUGGUUAUGUUGACCCUGAUGGUGUCAAGAGAGAAUACAGUUAUGAAUCUGGUAAUCCCUGUGAUAAGGUUGAAGAGGAAGAAGAGUUACCCCCACAAAUCCAAGGAAGAAAAGAACAACAAUAUUCCAACCAAGGGAAAAAAAUUCAAUAUAGGCCAAUUAGUCAGUAAAAUAUAAGCAAUUUGCCAUAAUUUUAAGAGUCUCAAACUAUUAUAGAAAGUUGAAAUUUUUUAAACUUGUUGAUAAUUCUGUUUCCUUUUUAUGCUCUUGGCAUCAAGGUGUACUGUGUACAGAAGAAUAAAUGUAUAUAUUUUUUCAGUUUAAUUAGAAAAUACAAUAUACAAAAUACAAUUUA
Messenger RNA from Harmonia axyridis, 1163 nucleotides. RefSeq names its product putative mediator of RNA polymerase II transcription subunit 12. NCBI's taxonomy places the organism in Eukaryota, Metazoa, Arthropoda, Insecta, Coleoptera, Coccinellidae. The transcript is spliced from 5 exons. Bases 121 to 978 code for a protein of 285 amino acids. The record is from RefSeq and is a predicted model, not a curated record. Gene Ontology annotation, molecular function: structural constituent of chitin-based larval cuticle. Gene Ontology annotation, cellular component: chitin-based extracellular matrix.